AGCUCAGGCGUAUGGCUACACAGAGAUGCUGUACUUCUUUUGCAUGCUCCUCAGCCUCGAUUCAACCAGACUACCGUUAGCAAAUCCCCACCAUUCGUUCGAAUGCAAUUUUCAUCCACAGUUCCUUGAGCACGAGCAUUCCCGUGUUAACUAUGUUUCCCUUUUGUUUCCAAACACCAUUCUUCUAGCACACUAUAGUGUCUGUUGUAAAUGUGCAAGAAGAUAUCCCAUGAGCACUGGUAUCUUCCGCUCUGUUCUGGUAUCGACUUCGCGUAAAGAUCAUGAGCGUACUAUUCUGCGGAGUUCAUUUUCCGCCCGGACCUUGUUUCCCCUCACUGAGCUUGAAGUAACACUAUUUGCACUAUCAAAGACAUUUUGACUACUCGAUCAUAUAACUAGGUAGACAAGAUAUUCACAACAUGUCUGAACCCAAGCGAUCCGUGUACUCAGGGACUCCACCUUCUGGCCCUGGUAUCUUCCUCAGUCUGUCAAAGAUCACGAACAACAAGCUAUUGUCUGACGAUCUGUUUAAUAAGUGGUACAAUGAAGUCCACCUGGUAGAUGUACUAGCCACCGGAGCAGUUACAAGAGCAUAUCGAUAUCGAAACAAAAACCCCGAAGCCGAACGACCUUACUUAGCACUGUACAUUUGUCCAGACAUGUCCGCUAUUGCGGGUGAGAAGGUCAAGAAUAUCCCGAUGCAUAGUGAUCUGUUGCCGGACGGAAAAUCGAUCCAUGAAUUGGUAAAUUUCGACACCAGGUUCUACUCAACGACGCAGGAAUUCGUAAAAAAGGAGCUCAAUCAACAAGACCUUUUCCCGGUGCUCAUGCUUGCUGGAAUGCAGCCAAAAGACGGGGCUGCAGAAGAUAUGGAUAAGUGGUAUCGUGAAGAGCAUCUCGAGCAGAUGUCCCUUGAGCCCGGAUGGAAACGGGCGGUCCGCUACUCAUUGAUAUUUCAAGUGAAAAACGAGAACGAUCCGACAGGGACUGAAGAUGCUGCCAGCUUUUUGACACUAUAUGAAUUUGGCGAUGGAAACAAGCUCGGUAUGAAUGUCGAACCGCUAGAUCCAAUGACUGAUUGGACCAAACGCGUGAUCGGAAACACCGAGAAGAUCGAGAUGGGUAUUUAUACGCAGAUAAAGGCCCUUCCGUAGAUCCUGAAAGACAAUUCAAGCCUUAUCGAUCCAAA
Verruconis gallopava is the source of this 1189-nucleotide messenger RNA. RefSeq lists its product as uncharacterized. The record is from RefSeq and is a predicted model, not a curated record. The transcript has 2 exons. Bases 420 to 1154 code for a protein of 244 amino acids. Lineage: Eukaryota; Fungi; Ascomycota; Dothideomycetes; Venturiales; Sympoventuriaceae.